AACUCGCCUGGCGGCACACCCAGGCGCUGCUGCUUCUUACAGCUCCUUGCUGGAGCCCGCUUCCACUUACUCCGGGUCCCGGGCCCCGCGCGCCAUGUGCCUCCCCGGCGGGCCGAGCGCGCCGCCGCCGCUGCUCCUGCUGCUGCUAUUGCUGGGUCCACCUGCGGCUCAGGGUGACUGCAACAUUCCCCCAGAGGUACCUAAUGCCCAACCAACUUUGGGAGGUCUCUCGAGUUUUCAUGAAGGAAGCACAGUAACAUACAAAUGUAAUGAAGGCUUUGUAAAGGUUCCUGGCAGGGCCGACUCAGUGGUCUGUUUCAACAAUAAAUGGUCAGAGGUGGCAGAAUUCUGUAACCGUAGCUGUGAUGUUCCAACCAGGCUACUUUUUGCAUCUCUCAAAAAGUCUUUUACCAAACAGAAUUAUUUCCCAGCGGGUUCCAUUGUGGAAUAUGAAUGCCGACCUGGCUUCCAAAGGGACCAUUUUUUCUCAGGAAAACUAACUUGCCUUCAGAAUUUUACAUGGUCCAAACCAGAUGAAUUUUGUAAAAAAAAAUCAUGUCCUAAUCCUGGAGAUUUAAGACAUGGUCAUGUCAGCAUACCAACUGACCUAUUAUAUGGUUCAUCUAUCUCCUUCUCAUGUAACGAGGGGUACAGGCUAGUUGGUGAAACUUCUAGUUACUGUUCCCUUGUAGACAAGGAUGUUGGGUGGAGUGAUCCAUUUCCGGAAUGCCAAGAAAUUUUUUGUCCAGAACCACCAGAAAUUAGCAAUGGAUUCAUUCUGGAUCCACGGAACACUUAUGUGUAUCAACAGACUAUAAAAUAUAGAUGUAAUGAAAGCUUCACCCUGAUCGGAAAGAACUCUAUUUAUUGUACUGUUAGAGGUGACCAAGGAGAAUGGAGUGGCCCGCCACCUGAGUGCAAAGGUUCUCAGAUUCCUAAGGUCACACCACCAGCUCAGAAAUCCACCACAGUAAUUGGAUCAGCUACAAAGCCCACAUCAACUCCUCAGAAACCUACCACAGCAAAUGUUCCAAGUACCAAAGCUACAUCAACUCAGAAACCCAGUACAGCAAAUGUUUCAGGUACCAAAGUCCCAUCAACUCCUCAGAAACCCGACACAAUAAAUUCUUCAGCUGCGGAAGGCCUACCAACUCCUCAGAAACCCACCACAGUACAUGUUUCAGCUACAAAGACCCCAUCAACUCCUCAGAAACCUGACACAAUAAAUUCUUCAGCUGCAGAAGCCAUACCAACUCCUCAGAAACCCACCACAGUACAUGUUUCAGCUACAAAGACCCCAUCAACUCCUCAGAAACCCACCAGAGCAAAAGAUUCAGCCACAGCCAAAAAAUCCCCCAUAUCAAAUGCUCUAUCUACAGAGACCCCAUCAGCAGCCCAGAAUCCCAUCAUGGCAAAUGCGUCUGCUACACAGGCCAUGCCAGUAACCCAUAGAUCCACCACAGCGAAAGCUUCAUUUACACGGAGUCUUCCAGCAACACGAAAGUCCACUAUUAUCCAUGCCCCAGUGACUAAGGGUCUCCAUACAACAAAAAGAUUGACCUCUGCUCAUAUUACAGCAAAACAGAGUUCCGCUACUCCCAAGACAACCAGCACACCUAAUGGAAAAGGGACCGUCUCCUCAGAUGCUGCCAUCAUUGCAAUUGGACUUGUUGCUGGUACUGUAAUUGGUACCCUAAUUCUAGUCAAAAUUUUCUGGCACUAUGGAAAAUCAGGCUCUUAUUACACUCAUGAAAACAACAAAGCACCCCAUGUUAUGUUUCGUAAUUUGACUGGUGACCCCUCAGAAGUAAGACCUUGUGGUAAAUCGUAAAAGGACACACAUGUAUAACACUGACAGUCUUGUGUAUGAUGCUAGUAACCAUUGGCUAGCUGAUUUAGCCGAAGAAGAGCUAAGAAGAAAGUGCACAUGAGUAUGCAGAAUAUUUCUAGUUCUUAGACUUUCUGGAGGAGUGGACAAAAUAAAUGUAAUAGUGCUCUUCGUUUUGCCUACUAUCAUUGUCUUUAAGGUGCAUAGGAAAAUCAAUGAAGCAAGGAGAAGCGAGUCUGUCCUGGGACACUCCCAAACCUCUUGAAAAUAGAACAACUUGCAAGAUUUAGAGUGAUUACUUUCCUCGAAGUGUAGGAAAGUGUAGAGGUUUGUUCAUACUUAGAACAUGAGCAUGAA
Messenger RNA from Callorhinus ursinus (northern fur seal), 2185 nucleotides. RefSeq names its product CD55 molecule (Cromer blood group) (gene CD55). Lineage: Eukaryota; Metazoa; Chordata; Mammalia; Carnivora; Otariidae. The record is from RefSeq and is a predicted model, not a curated record.